AUAAGGCGAUAACAACGGCGACUGUAGCGGCGGGUAGAACUGUGCAGGAGUAACCAGUCCACUGUUGUUGGGGGACGAUACUUUUAACACUUCAUUUGCCUAAGGUCAGACGAGUGUACGCAGCACAAGGAUACAUAUGGAUUUUGACUGGAAGUCUAUCUGAAGUCUUUAUCAUGGUGGCAGAGGAGAUUGAAAAAUAUGGUUGAAAUACAGUACAGUACUAUAUAUUGCUAAGUACAUUAAUAACUUCGUGCCUCAAAAUCUUAACAUUGAAGUCACUAUAGAUACUGAAAUAGGAGUGUCUUAUGCGGUGUUUGAAUAAUGGAUUCAUAUAAUAAUCUACAUAAAGAUAUUGCAAAGCUUAUUAAACUGGAUAAAUUAGGCAGAUCUACAACACAGCUCUCACAUGGGUCAUCAGAGGUGGUUACUGCUGGUACAUCCCAUCAGGUGAAUGAAGGAGAGGUGCUAGUGUGCCCCAAGCAGUUACCCAUUCCAGAUGGUAAAGAUUUUCCAAAAGCACCAGCCACUUUAUCAACAUUGGUGCUUCUUAUCUUGCAAAAUACAGAGUUAAAGUCUCAAACUUACUUUGGAAUUAAGAAUUUGUUAUGUUCCCUCUUCCCAUAUUACCAGAAGGCAUGGAUGUCCCAGAAUUGGAGGGCAAAACUCAGUUUGGCAACAGGUCAUGGGAAAAAUUCAAACUUGUUUCUGAAGAGUAAAAGUCAAGGUGGCAAAAAACUCAUAAUACUCAACCCAGCAGAAAUGAACUCUUGGAAGAAAAUUGUACAAAAUAAGCUUGAACAAAAUGAGGAAAGGUUUAAAGCUAGUAUGAACCAACCAGAUUUGUUUGAGCUCUUAAAGUGUGGUAAAGCAAGACUAGACUCUGGGAUUAAUUUCCAAAGUAUGAGAGGGAAAGUAGGCCAGUCUGGAUGGAAGAAGGCUUUAAAAUGUAUGGGAAAAAAAAAAAAAAAAUCGGAACAUACGAAUAAUAACCAAAGUAUGACAAAGAAAAAAGGCCAUUCUGAUUAUGAAAAUGAGGAGCGAAUGGAAACCCAUUUAAAGGCUAAAACAAAUGAUCUUACAGGUAGUGAUACAAUAAAUCCUCCAAUGAAGAGACAUGAGAUGAUGAUGCAUGAAGAUUUUCUGAUGAUUGAUUUAACUGUGCAAGAUAAUCAUCAUAAUAUUAUUGCAUCUGAUGUUGAGGUUAAUGCAAAGUCAACUGAAAAAUCUUUUUUAAUGGAUUGUGUGGAAUCACAGUUAAUUGUUAAGAACAGUGAUAAUAUAAUAGGAAGUAUAUCUACAUUCACCACAACUCCUGAAACAAAGCUUGGAUCUGAGAACAGAAUACCGUCAACACAGUCGGCAACUGUCUCUGAUUUAAAAAGAAUAGUGUCUCGUGAUGAACAAUUGGUUGAGGAACUUGAAGGCACCAUGGCACUUACACCCAUUCUUUCAAGCUGUGUAUCUCAGUGUUGCACAAUAUUUCCUUGGGUGGCUUCAACUAUGUCAAACAAAUAUUUUACCUGUAUAUGCACAAUUUGUUUCUGGGGUAGUGGAUAUGAAAAAAAUUACAAGGUCUGUACUGGUAAAUGUAGAGAUGAUAUUUCUCUUAUACCUAGACAUUUAAGAAAUCACGAGAGCACUAUAUGUCAUGAGAUGAAUGUAAAAAAGAAAGAUGUGGUUUGUCAGCUAAUACAAUCAAUAUACCCUUAUCUGAAGAAUAAUGCAUUUGAAGGCUUUGCUAGUAAUUCUUAUGCUAUGUGUGCUCUUAGAGAGAGUAAAUCUUUUGGAUGUUACCUUUCACUAGCUUCUUACCUUUCACUAGGUUCUUACCUUUCACUAGAAACAAAUUUAUUUGUUUCUUAUCUAAUAAGAUACAUUGCCGAGUGCAUAGAAAUUAAACUUUUGACAUCUCUCUGCAAGAGUCCAUUCUUCAGUAUGAUUAUUGCCGAGAAAAAGGAUUUUGCUAUUUUACGUUGGCUGAAUGAUAAAGAAGAACCUGAAGAACAUGUCUUCUCCACCCAAAUAUGCUCGCCAGGUAAGGUUAUGCCAUUUUUACUUUAUUUACAAGAAAGAAAAGUUGAUACUAGAAAACUGAUCUCAAAAUCAUUAUGCAGUCUACCAGCUUCAUCAGGUUUAUCAGAAAAUGAUUGGUCACAUCAGUUACCUGCUCGUUGGCCUCCUUUGAAAGUUUGCCUCACAUGGUUAGAGAAAACAAAAAUAUUAAAGAGUAUUUUCUCUCAAUUGGAAGCACUAGUGAAAAUGUGUAAGUCCUCAUAUCACAAGUUUAUAAAGUUUCCUGAAGCUCAUGAUUUAGUCAGAGUUAAGGAACCGUAUAACCAUAAUUGUGUGGUUAAUGAGAAAAUCUUACUUUUUUUUUUCAAUAAUAUUGGCAAUUUAAGAAGAAUAUCUAGGGAGAUUUAUGCAGAAACUGAAAGCAUGGAAGCGCUCUUCUUUAACAAAGUUGGCUUGAAAAAUGGAGACUCCCUCAAAAAGUUUUUAUCAGUGUUGCCAAAACUUCAUGAUGUACUGGGAAGGAAAGCUUGUGAUUUUAGUUCUUUGUGCACAAUACUGAAGGAACUUAAAAAUGAGAUUCACAAUGAAAUGCAACCUUUCAAAAAUGCAGACCAUGAGUGGGAUGAAGCAUUGUGUCUAAUUGACACAUAUAUCAAUCAAAUUAUCUUUAUUUUAGAUUAUUCAGACCAGGAACUGAUGGGAAUCUUCUCACAGAAAUUGAAGAAUCUCACCAUUGAUAAUGUGGGAAAGAUCUUGUCCAAAACAAUGACAAACUAUGACGGGGGGAGUGACCAGUGCCUUCAAGAUAUUAAACACUGUGUUGAAUUUCUCCCACAUUAUCAUGAUUUUAGCUUAUAUCUGGUACUGAAACUUGUGCUUAAAAAUUCAGAUUUGCACAAAGCAUUCCCACAUCUCCUUACAUUGUUUAAAAAAAUGUCAGUUUUACCAUGUUUUAAUGGGGCUAUUGAGCAGUACAUGUUCAAUAUUACAGCCUUAAACUUGUUUCUGAAGAAUAACGUUCAAGAGGAACUUAGAUAUCAUGUAGCUCUAAUUAUGUUAGAAGGCCCGCCAGUUGAGGAGGUUGAUGUUGAAUGUCAAUUGAUUGAUUGGAAGAAGAAGUGGAAUAUUUGUUGAAAUAAUCAUUCGUAGGAUUACAAGGGGUCACAGCUCAAGGCUGAUGAAGAAGCAGCAGGUCCAGAAAACUGUGAGGGCAAACUUUUUCGGAGUGAGAGUUGUGAACUUUUGGAAUAAUCCGUCGGAAAGUAUUGUGACGGCAC
Messenger RNA from Homarus americanus (American lobster), 3290 nucleotides. RefSeq lists its product as uncharacterized. The transcript has 6 exons. Bases 322 to 3147 code for a protein of 941 amino acids. Gene Ontology annotation, molecular function: sequence-specific DNA binding; DNA-binding transcription factor activity. Lineage: Eukaryota; Metazoa; Arthropoda; Malacostraca; Decapoda; Nephropidae. Gene Ontology annotation, biological process: regulation of DNA-templated transcription. The record is from RefSeq and is a predicted model, not a curated record.